Messenger RNA from Rhagoletis zephyria (snowberry fruit fly), 2496 nucleotides. RefSeq names its product serine/threonine-protein kinase MARK2-like. Gene Ontology annotation, molecular function: ATP binding; tau-protein kinase activity. Gene Ontology annotation, biological process: intracellular signal transduction; protein phosphorylation; microtubule cytoskeleton organization. Gene Ontology annotation, cellular component: cytoplasm. Lineage: Eukaryota; Metazoa; Arthropoda; Insecta; Diptera; Tephritidae. The record is from RefSeq and is a predicted model, not a curated record.
UUUACACAUAAACACCGUCGGAUAUCGCCUUCGCAUUUCAUAAAGUUUAAUAAUUUUAAUUUAAAAAUCAUACCAUUGUAGAAUAUUCUCUAAAUGAGAGACAAUAAUAGUAAAUUGAGUCAUCAUGUUUGAGGUAUCAACUUUCAACUGAAGGAUCAUGAAUAAUAAUGAUCGGAAGGAACAAACGAGUGACCCAUCAGCUCCUCUCGAAACACCGAAAACUAACAAUAUAAAACCGUCAAAGGAGACUGAAAAUGGCACAGAGAACCAACGCGACAAAGGCAUUACUGGAGAAGUGCCGCUUAAAGCAGGGACGUCAAAUACGAACACGCUUGAAAACACAAGCACUGUACAUACAAAGGCCAUAUUUGUUCAUGAAGAUGUCGCCCCAGAUGCAAUGGCUAUGCAUUCGUUGUCUUCGAAAGGUGUACUAAAACCAAAAGAACCAAUAAGAGUUGGAUUUUACGAUAUUGAAAGAACGAUUGGCAAGGGAAAUUUUGCAGUGGUGAAACUAGCAAGGCAUCGAAUAACUAAAAACGAGGUUGCCAUAAAAAUAAUCGACAAGAGCCAGUUGGAUUCCAUCAAUUUGCAAAAGGUAUACCGAGAGGUUGAAAUAAUGAAGCGCUUGAAUCAUCCACACAUCAUUAAACUUUAUCAGGUGAUGGAAACGAAAAAUAUGAUUUACAUAGUAUCCGAGUACGCCAGUCAAGGAGAAAUAUUUGAUUACAUAGCAAAAUUUGGAAGAAUGUCAGAAAGUUCUGCAAGAGCUAAAUUUUGGCAGAUUUUGUCGGCGGUAGAAUAUUGCCACAAGAAGAACAUUGUACAUAGAGAUUUAAAGGCUGAAAACCUUCUACUUGAUAUUAAUAUGAAUAUAAAAAUUGCGGACUUCGGAUUUUCGAACCAUUUUAAAAUUGGAGAGUUAUUAGCAACUUGGUGUGGUUCCCCUCCGUAUGCAGCGCCUGAAGUUUUUGAAGGAAAACAGUACACUGGACCAGAAAUCGACAUAUGGUCCCUAGGUGUGGUUCUUUAUGUACUUGUUUGUGGAGCGCUGCCGUUCGAUGGAUCUACUUUACAGAGCCUAAGAGAUCGGGUACUUUCAGGAAGAUUUAGAAUCCCCUUUUUUAUGUCUUCGGAGUGUGAACAUUUGAUUCGCAGAAUGCUAGUUCUAGAUCCCCCUCGGCGAUACACAAUCGAACAAAUAAAAAAUCAUCGCUGGGUUUGUGGAGAGGCCCGAGAUGUUGGCGGCAUGAUACAAUCCAAUGCAAAUAUGGACGGAACGUCCAGCAUAGAACCAAAUGAGGACAUACUAAGGAUCAUGUCAGAAUUUGCUGGUAUUCCCCCAGAUAAGACUAAAACAAGUUUAAAAAAGAACAGCUAUGAUCACGUUGCAGCGAUAUAUUUGUUGCUUCAAGAUCGCGUUAAUAGUAAGAAAAAUUUUCAAGAAUACUCAAAACGCCUAACUGAAAAUACACUGCCAAGGGUUACAUCAAUUAAUCCCGUUGGAUAUCAUGGAUCUUCAAAGUUACUACAUAAAUCCAGACCUACAAUAGACAAACAACGAGUCAAGGAAACUUAUACUUCGCCUAAAGAAAAGACAAUAUCACCACUGCCAAGUUUAGAUGAGGUUAAAUUUGGUAGCUUUCCAACAAAGUUUUCGCAAAAAAUCCUUACCGAUUGUGAUAAUCCGGAAGUCCAAGAUAAGAGUAAGAACUUUAGUUCAACGACACUCAGAAGUUAUGAGCAUAAAGAAGCGCAAAUAAGCCAAUUAGUAAAAGGACGACCAGUGCCUACCAAGAUGUCUCGGUUAAGUGAGCACAAUAUAAGUUCAAGUCAGCAUCCGAUGGCACCGUCAUAUUGCACAGACAAUAAUUUAUCGAACGUAACUGAAUAUAGCCGUAAGGAGAGCGCAUCUUUAGACAAGUCUUCAAUUAGUUUGUUAGCUGUUACAAAUGCCACCUGCGAAAGUUCAUCCCAUCCGCUACAUCAGAAUCUCAGAGAAUGUAUAAUUAAACAAAGCACAGAGGAUUGCCGCCUGCUUUUACAACAAGCCACUGCCAUUUCAGAAUCUAAGACAUACGCUAAUACUGAAACAGAAAUCGAAGCAGAGGUUCAGAGCGAACUUAAAAACGGUGCAUUAGGAGGAAAGAAAAUUUCAAAUUCAACUAGUUUCGAUUUAUCAUCUAACGGACAAAAGGCUAAAGCAAAUUUUCACUUCAAAAUGUCGGCGGAAGCAGCGAAGCUUUUCCAAACAUUGCAAGAAAGUCCACUUCCUCUAGAGAAAUUAGAUGUUAAUGAACCCGUUACCAGUAAAUCUAAUUCAGCUAUAAAUAGAAGUAGCUCGCCUUCAAGUAUGUCUAAAGCUCACACCGAUUGCACUUCGAAAUCAUCGCAGACUGAUUCCAAAUGCAGUAACAUUGAACCACAAGAUGCAUUUGGAAUUUUUCUGGCAGCAUUUUCAUUAGAUGUUUGCGAAGAAAAGCAUUGAAUAAACUAAAC